AUGAGCACCUUUAUCGAUAUUAGACCUGCCACUCCUAAAGAUGUUCCUACUAUUUUGGGUUUUAUCAAGAAACUAGCCGAAUACGAAAAGCUCUUGCACGAAGUAGUGGCCACCGAAGAGAUCCUUACUGACAAUUUGUUUGGUGAACGUCGUUAUGCCGAAGUAAUCAUUGCCUAUGGUAAAAAGACACCCGAGUCCGAAGAAGAGCCAGCAGGUAUGGCUUUAUUCUUUCACAAUUUUUCUACUUUCUUGGGUCGCCCUGGACUUUAUUUGGAGGAUUUGUUUGUCAAUCCUGAAUUCAGAGGUUGUGGUAUUGGUAAAAAGUUAUUGACACAAUUAGCUGUAAUUGCUAAGGAGAGAAGCUGUGCUCGCUAUGAAUGGGUGUGUUUGGAUUGGAACAAGCCUUCGAGAGAAUUCUACGAGGCUUUGGGCGCUAAACCUCAAGCUCAAUGGAUUAUUCAUCGUGUAGAGGGUAAAUCACUCGAUGAUCUUGCCGCCUUAUAG
This is a messenger RNA of Mucor velutinosus, 504 nucleotides long. RefSeq lists its product as uncharacterized. Bases 1 to 504 code for a protein of 167 amino acids. Gene Ontology annotation, molecular function: N-acetyltransferase activity. Lineage: Eukaryota; Fungi; Mucoromycota; Mucoromycetes; Mucorales; Mucoraceae. The record is from RefSeq and is a predicted model, not a curated record. The transcript has a single exon.